AUGCGUGCAUCACCCUCGUCUUCACAGCCACACCCAGUCUAUCCUUGUGUCGCUUUGGCUUGUCCAAACUGUCAUGUAAGUGCUAAUUUCGGGCAACAUAAAUUCACCUUCAAUAUCGGACAAUAUAUUGCACGCGAACGAACCGUCGUAGUUAGCAUGGCUGUGGAUCGGAAAUGCAACGAACAGUUGGCCCACGUAACCAUGCGAAACUUGGUUGCUGCGUAUAUGCUACAUAAUGGCUACUUGGAAUCGGCACGCGCUCUGGGCGGUUGGAUCGCCAAAGCAAAUGUGGACGCUAGUCUUUACACAUCUGUCGAAAGUGUCGGUGCAGAUCCUCCACGAAAUGGUCAAACCGUCAAAGAACAACGAGAUUCAGACGAUGCACGAAAUCUGAUGUUUGAUAUUUAUAAGAUGAAUUCUUCCGAUCUCGCUGGAUUUCCUAAGCCCGCGCUAAAUGGCCAUAAAUACAAGUCCCCGGAAAUUCAACCGAACAAUGAAAUGACAGACCUUUUUCAGUGGCCCGAGGCCACUGAAUUGUUGCUGAAACGUCGACACCUGCGCGAUACUAUCCGAGCUGGUGACUAUUUGUCCGCAUUGGAGCAAUUGGAAACAAAUUUUCGAAGUCUUUCUGACCAAGAUCCCUCGAUUUCUUUUGUACUACGCUGUCAUCACUUUAUUGAUCUUGUCAACAAAUCACAUACUCCUAAUCCUUGUGUUGUACUUGGUGCGUCAGUCCCAAGCACAUUACGACGGACCAUUUUGACCGAAGAUGACCCGGGAGACGGUAGACGACUGACAAAGGUCAAAUUCUGA
Echinostoma caproni is the source of this 813-nucleotide messenger RNA. The record is from the annotation of a GenBank genome assembly. Lineage: Eukaryota; Metazoa; Platyhelminthes; Trematoda; Plagiorchiida; Echinostomatidae.